AUGUCUGAAGAAUCAUAUCCAUCAGUUAUUGGUAAAAUUAAUCAUUUGGCUUCUCAAAGAGAAAAACCAGUUUGUUUGAUUGCUGUAAGUAAAACAAAACCAAAGGAAGCUAUACAACAUUUAUAUAAUGUAUACAACCACCGUGUUUUUGGUGAGAAUUAUAUUCAAGAACUUCAUGAAAAAGCAACAGAAUUAGAAGAAGUAUGUCCAGAUAUUGAAUGGCAUUUUAUUGGUAGAUUACAAUCAAAUAAAUUGAAGCUUCUUGUUUCUACACCUCAUCUUAAGUGUGUUCAGACAGUUCAUUCAAUAGAAAUUGCAGAGAAAUUAAAUAAAGCAUGUAUCAAUGCAAAUAAAACUAUUGAUGUUAUGGUCCAAAUAAAUAGUAGUGGUGAAGAGCAAAAAGGUGGUGUUUCUGUUGAGGAAGCAAUAAGCGUUGUUAAAGAAGUAAUGAAAUGUUCAAAUCUUCAUUUCAUUGGUAUUAUGACAAUUGGAAUGGUUGGUGAUUCUAAAAAGAAUUUCACAACUAUGAAACAAUUAGCUGAUACCAUCUGUUCCCAAGAACAUUUAGGAUCAAUUGAAAUUUCAAUGGGAAUGUCAUCUGAUUAUGAACAGGCUAUUGAGUUAGGAGCUACAAUGGUUCGAGUAGGAACUGCUUUAUUUGGUGCACGUGAUUAUUCGAAGCAUCAAUAA
Molecule: messenger RNA, 690 nt
Organism: Entamoeba histolytica HM-1:IMSS
Lineage: Eukaryota; Evosea; Mastigamoebida; Endamoebidae
Exons: 1
Coding region: 1-690 (229 amino acids)
Cellular component (GO): intracellular anatomical structure
Molecular function (GO): pyridoxal phosphate binding
Source: RefSeq, a predicted model, not a curated record